Messenger RNA from Cynoglossus semilaevis (tongue sole), 1487 nucleotides. Its product is annotated as tropomyosin alpha-4 chain-like. Bases 166 to 894 code for a protein of 242 amino acids. Lineage: Eukaryota; Metazoa; Chordata; Actinopteri; Pleuronectiformes; Cynoglossidae. The transcript has 9 exons. The record is from RefSeq and is a predicted model, not a curated record.
GCAGUUAUCUAGAGUUGGGAGCAGCAGUUGGGAGUUGGCUCUGUCCGGAAGCAGUCGAGAUUAAGUGGAACCGAAUCUUAAUCUAAAGUAAAACCAGGUUCGUAACACUCAGACCGGGAGUCCAUACGUCUUCUCGGCAUCUAAGAAGAAAAAGAAAAGAACAACAUGGAGGCCGUGAAGAAGAAGAUGAACACCCUGCGUGAGCAGGCGGAAAAGGCCAAGGAGAGGGAGGACCAGCUGUUCAGGGAGGUGAGCGAGGAGAAGAAAAGCAGAGAGCAGGCGGAGCAGGAGAUGUCGGCUCUGACCCGCCGUCUACAGUCAAGUGAGGAUGAACUGGACACAGUUCAGGAGAGACUGGAGACUGUGUUACAGAAGCUGAACGAGGUGCAGAGAGUGGCCGACGAGAGCGAGAGAGGGAAGAAAGUCAUAGAGAAUCGAUCCAUGAAAGACGAGGAAAAGUUUGAGGUUCUUGACGUUCAAGUGAAAGAAGCAAAAAAGAUUGCAGAGGAGGCUGACCAGAAAUAUGAAGAGGCCACUCGUAGGGUGGCCAUGGCAGAAGACAAGCUGGAACAAGCUGAAAUUCGAGCAGAGCAGGCUGAGAACACUGUGGGGAGGUUGGAGGAGCAGUUGAGAUCUUUUGACCAAUCUCUGAAGAGCUUCCAGGCAGCUGAAGACAAGUAUUCUCAGAAGGAAGACAGGUAUGAGGACGAGAUAGCGAAACUGAGCGGCAAACUCGAGGAGGCUGAGAGCAGAGCAGACCAUUCUGAGCGCUUGGUUUCUAAACUGGAGAAAAGCAUUGAGGUCAUAGAAGACCAACUGGCAGCCGCCAAAGCAGACAACAUUCGGCUGGAGGAGACUCUGCGUCAGACGAUGGAGGAGCUGAGUGCCUUCUGAAAACUCGUGCCGACGCCCGUCGUUGCUCCCUCAGUGACAGCGCCUCCUUCUACUGCUGCUAAGCUAAAGCUAAUGCUGACCUAAAUGGACAAGUCAAAACGCGUCUCUGUCCUCCUGCGCUCCUCACUAACUCACCUUCCUCUUGUGCACAUUCCUUUCUCUGAACAUUCCACAAGAUUGCAUGUACUCUUUACUUCCCCCUACAGUCCUCCCUCAAUAUUACACCAGGAGGUGCUGGGUAUUCUUUUUUUUAAAUGUUGGUGACCAAACAUUAAUUCCUUCACUAAUGGCUAAACAAUGCACUAAUCCAAGGUUUAUUUUAGUCUUUUUCUAAUCUAUUAAGUUUCCCAAUAUUUGAUUAAGCCAAACCCCUUUAUUAGCCAAUGACUAACUUUUGUUCUGAGGGGCGUGGUGUUGGGCAGCCAGUCAGAACAAGGCAUUCAACUAUUUUUUACAUGUGUAUCUACAAAUAAAUGUUAAUCCAGGGGCCAAUCAGAUGUCAGGGAAUUACAGGUCAACGAUGACCUGAUGGUGAUGUCAACACUGUGCUGAUGAUGUCACAACUCAUUGUAAUAAACCAUGACUUCACUGCG